AUGGGUGGAUGCUGCAUGAACUGUGACCCCUUUAGAUGCUUCCGCAGAAAAAGGGAGCCAGAAAGCGAAGAAGAACUUAUAACUUGCACUUCAGACGAUAGUACAAGGGAUUCUGACUUGACGGCGUUGUCAGAUUCGUUGGAAUCACUACUACCUCAGCUGCCUCCAAUCGAUCUACCAAGUCGCAUUCGCCUCCCGGGAUUGAGUGCCCCCAGGACUGACCGAUUGCAAGACACUUUGUUUUCCGAAGAGUCAUCUCCAAGCUCCCUACCAGACAUGGUCAAUUAUCAUGAUGAUUCGACUGGCCAGCCUCCAAGGGACAUAGACGUCCUAGGCAAAUUUCAUUCUGUAGCUUCUGCUGCGACGGAAGGCGGUGCCCAGGCUUUGGAUUCUGCGCUCAGCAGCGCUCAAGCAAGAAUAAACCCUCAAAUAAUCGACAAGGCCGCCGGUGUCAAUUGUGAUCCACUCACGGAAGCCAUGCAAGCAAUGGCUGAGGAACCAAGUGAACAACAGGGCUUAGAGGGAAGCUUGGAGAACCCAACCGGCUCUCAUACCAAAAAGGGUAUACCAGAGAAGGGCGGCUUCAUGGGACUGGUGCCGGAUGCUGCUAUAGAAGCUCGAACUAUAGCCUCAAGAAUUACCAUACCAGAGCCAGAAGCUGCCGACGAGAAAAAUGGGAGCAAUGUGGCAUUCACAGUUGAUAUAAAACCACCGUCGCGUCCACUGCCGCUCAACUGGAGGCCCUCACAGGUCAUAGACCGUGUUUGCAGAGGGAUGGAUAUCAUGAUGGAAGUGAGAAUUGGAAUCAAUCAGAUCUUGAGGGACAGACCUGAUUAUGCCGCUGGUUUACCGUAUACAAUUCAGCAGAAGAAAUGGCUGGAAGUGAAGGCAUUGGGUACAAUACUCUCUUUUACAAACCGCAUCACUGAAGAUGGGCGGUUUUGCCAUGAAAAAGAGCCCAUUCGUCUGCUAGUCACUUGCUUCGAAAUCCUUGUGCAGUGUGCAUCGGCAUCUCUGGCUGCUGCUCGGAAGGCCGCUGAGGAAUGCAAGAGCCAGGAAGAAGACGAGGCCAUCCGCCGUCAGUUCCAACGAUGGCUACUUCAGACUUGGGCUGAUGUCUGGGUUUUAGAGGAAGAAACGGCCGCGUACUUGAAUAUGCCUCCUGCCUACAAGCUCCGGAAAAGCACUGCUUGA
Nannizzia gypsea CBS 118893 is the source of this 1194-nucleotide messenger RNA. RefSeq lists its product as hypothetical. The transcript has a single exon. Lineage: Eukaryota; Fungi; Ascomycota; Eurotiomycetes; Onygenales; Arthrodermataceae. The record is from RefSeq and is a predicted model, not a curated record. The coding region runs from base 1 to 1194 and encodes 397 amino acids.